Chenopodium quinoa (quinoa) is the source of this 1108-nucleotide messenger RNA. RefSeq lists its product as uncharacterized. Bases 429 to 785 code for a protein of 118 amino acids. The record is from RefSeq and is a predicted model, not a curated record. Lineage: Eukaryota; Viridiplantae; Streptophyta; Magnoliopsida; Caryophyllales; Amaranthaceae. The transcript has 2 exons.
AUACUUGGCUGAUAGAAGAGCUAGUAUGGAGUAUAUUAGUUAUACUAAUAUGAAUAUUUAGUAUCCCUCGAGGAACGCAUGCAGGGUUGUAUUUUUUUUCUUUUUUUUUUUUUUUUUUUUUUUUUUUGAAAGGAUGCAGGGUUGAAUUGAAUUAUAGUUACAUUGUUGUUAGUUAAUCCUUUAUUAAUUGUUUAUUUAGUUAAUCUGAUCUACUAUUAAUUACUCCGCAUUUCCUCACCCACCCAGCCACGUACCCUUUCCAUUUUUCCCAAAGUAGCUACUAUAAAUAGAAAGGGUCGUGACUUGUGAGGAUUAAUAUGAAGUAAUAUACUCCGUAUAUAGCAAUAGAAGCAUUAUUUCACCCAAAAGAUAAACACACUUACGCAAAGUAUUUUAAUAUGUUCAAGUUUAAGUAAUAAGUGCAACAAAUGGAAAAGGUCUCAAUUAACUUUCUGGUUGCUCCUGUUCUAUUAGCAAUGUUGCUCAUGUUCAGUACCUCAACAGCUAUGGCCAUUGUAACGAUGCCAAAAACUUCUACGGAAAUGCCAAUGAUGGUAAUAGAAGAAGUGAUGAUAGUCCAAUCACCAAAAAUUGAUGAUGAAAAUGGAUACCAUGAAACAAAUAUGAUGAUUACGCAGUCGCAUAAUCGUGGUUUGGACGCCCAAAGAAUUAAGCAAGAAGUCGCAACAAAUGAUAGCGGGGAAGUUUUGAAGUGCGCUGGUCCCCGGCAGUAUUGUAACAUUAUAUUUGGACCUCCUUGUUGUAAUGGUACAUGUAUUGAGUGAGUCUGUUAGUAUUGAGGCACCUUUUGCCGGUGGAGCAUGUGUGAUUAUAUAAAACACAACCAUAUGUAUCAAAGUCGGGUUAAAUAUAUUAUAAAUAACUUAACCCGACUGCUUAGGUUAAAGGGCUUGAUACUUUGAUCCCAUCCGGCCUCUAAUCCUCUAAGUGUUCCUAGUAACGUAUGAUCCUUUUCACUAUAAGGAUGUAGUGUAAUAGCUAGUGUGUAUUUGGCUAAUCAUGCUCAUGUAUUUAUAAUGCUUUCCUAUUUGCAUGAAUUAUGAUGAAGCGAAAUAAUUAUGUAUGUGAUUUUAAGUUUUUCUUAAAU